This is a messenger RNA of Beta vulgaris subsp. vulgaris (sugar beet), 1128 nucleotides long. RefSeq lists its product as uncharacterized. Lineage: Eukaryota; Viridiplantae; Streptophyta; Magnoliopsida; Caryophyllales; Amaranthaceae. Bases 1 to 1128 code for a protein of 375 amino acids. The transcript has a single exon. The record is from RefSeq and is a predicted model, not a curated record.
AUGAGUGCUUAUCGAACGCGAUUAGAAGCUUCUGUUGAAACUAUCAGGUGGCUUUUACUCCAAGGGUUGCCUUUUCGGGGUCAUGAUGAAAAAGAAAGUUCAUUGAGUAGAGGUAAUUUUGUUUCAUUACUUACUCUUCUUUCACAACAUGAUCCUGAGUAUUCCAAAGUUGUUUUCAAAUUGGCACCUGGCAAUUGUCAACUCACUUCUCCUGUUGUCCAAAAAGAUAUCAUUAAUGCUUGUGCAAAAGAGACAACGAAAGCAAUACUUGAAGAUAUGAAUGGUGGUUUUUUUGCUAUUCUAGCUGAUGAGUCCGCCGAUAUUUCUGAUAAGGAACAAAUGGCUCUUUGCUUGAGAUAUGUUAAUAAAAAGGGAGAAGUAUGUGAGCGUCUUCUUGGUGUUGUGCAUGUUCCCAAUACCACUUCUUUAACUCUUAAAAGUGGUAUUGAGUCAUUACUCAUGGAGCACUCUUUGACUUUCUCACAAGUUCGAGGGCAAGGUUAUGAUGGGGCAAGCAAUGUGCAAGGUUCAAUCAAUGGACUCAAAGCUUUGAUAUUAGAAGAAUGUCCUCAAGCAUACUUUGUGCAUUGUUUUGCACAUCAACUUCAGUUGACACAAGUUGCACUUGCUAAAAAGAAUUCAGAUUGUGGUUGGCUUUUUGUUGAUGUACUUGCACCUCUCUUGAAUUUUGUGGGUGGUUCACCUAAAAGGAAAGAAUUUCUUCGAGAGAAACAAGCUCAACGAGUUGUGGAAGCACUAUCCUCAGGUGAACUUGAAUCGGGAACGGGUUUAAAUCAAGAACGUGGCUUAGGCAGACCUUGUGACACUCGUUGGGGGUCCCACUUUAAAAUAAUUUUGAAUGUGCUUGAUUUGUUUCCUUCAAUUCUUGAGUCACUCGAUAAAAUUGGUGAAGUUUCUAAUGCAAUUGAUUCAAAUAAAGCACAAGCUCUUACACACUUGUUGAUGUCAUUUGAUUUUGUGUUUGUAGCACACUUGAUGGUUUCUAUAUUUGGCAUCACAAAUGCAUUGAAUGUGGCUUUGCAAAAACGUGAUCAAGACAUUGUAAAUGCUAUGGCCAUGGUUGAUGUAACCAAGAUCAAUCUACAAAAGAUGAGAGAUGAAGGAUAG